UAAAAUCACCUCCAUUUGUCAUUAGAAAUAUAUCUAUCAAGAGCUGAGAUGAUAUAAAAACGCGAGUUACUUUACUGGAAUAUUACAAUGCAUUUAUAAGAGUUUUCGUAGGAAUGACAAUUCAAUAUAAUUUGUUGAUAACGCUAGAUGGUGAUUAUGAUAGGAAUGGGUAAAAACAAGGAUUUUCAAUGAAUAUGACGAGCAAUAAAAACAGCUUUGAUGAGAAACAGUACGUACAAUAAUGGUUGAGAAGACGAAUGUUUUAUGGAUAACCUUUGGGUUAUUGAUGUAUUUUGCUUUACGUUUAAAAGGAAAUGUCGUAAAAGAUCAAACAGGAAGUGAGAGGAUGUUGUUUUUAAACCUAACUGCUAAUUAUAACUCUAUUUCCCGCCCUGUUAGGAACGCAUGGAUGCACGUGGAUGUACAUUUUUCCAUAGCUCUGAACCAAAUUUUAGAACUGGACGCAAAACACCAAGUACUCUCAACAUAUGUUUGGAUUUAUCAGUACCUUGGGCAAGAAAAAGAUGAGAGAAUUUUGAAAUGGAAUCCAGAAGAUUUCCGGGGGAUUGACAAGAUAAUGUUUUCUUCACGGCAUAUAUGGCUGCCUGAUAUUUAUAUAUUCAACAUAGCAGGGAAAUCACUUGAUGGUUUUGUCAGCAGUAAUGGAUCCAAUGUAUUUGUACGUUCUAAUGGUGAUGUGACAUGGCCUGUCCCAAUACAUAUAAAGAGCGCAUGCCCCGUGGAUGCCACGUUCUUCCCGUACGACAAGCAAACUUGUGACAUACGUUUCGGUUCAUGGAUAUAUGAUAUAUCACAAAUAGACAUCAUUCUACAAAGUGAAAAACCAGAUCUGUCAAAUUAUGUGUUAAACAAUGAGUUUGACAUAGACUCAGCAAGCAUUGCACGGAAAGUCGUAAACAGUUCGCUACACGGUUCGAAACAUCCUAUGGUACAUUUGAAUAUCCGGUUGAAGAGAAAGACUAACUAUUAUGACUACAUCGUCAUAGCCCCUACAUUGAAUCUCUGUGUUUUAACAUUAGCAACAUUUUUAUUACCUUGUGAGUGUGGCUGGAAAAUAGCAAUAGGCCUGACAGUGUUUCUGACAUUGUAUGUUCUACAACUCUUGAUAGCAGAAAAUGUUCCAGACACGAGUUCAACCCCUUUGAUAAGCGUCUUUCUUUUGCUUGUGAUGUCUUUGAACUGUAUUUCCUUGAUCACCGCUACGUUAGUGAUGAAUAUCAAGCGUUUAUCAUACCUUGAACCUCCACCGGAAGUACCCAAGCGUCUACUAUAUUUCUGUGAAAAUUAUCUCAGUAAAAUAAUAUGCGCGCGCAUGUCAGAUUGGAAACGUAUUGCGUCAAACCCAGAAGAUCGUCUGUUAUCGCAUGAAAAGAAGUCAAAACGUGUUCAGUUACUUUCAACAGUUGACAGUUUUGUAAUGACAGAUAAAUCAGAUUCUGCACAUGCGCAGUACGUUCAAUUGCAGGAAUUUCCGUCGGACAAUUCCAUGGAGGAUACGUACACCCCAGAACAGCCAAGAAGAAAACACAACCAAACUAAACACGCCAUAUUCGCAAACAAGAAAUCCACAUAUCGUUAUUCAAACAAUAACGGCAAUUUUAUAGAGGAGGCCAGUUAUACUGACAAACUGUUGUUACACAGACCUAGUGAAAUAUCCGUCCUCAGUAGACUUGAAAAUGUGAAUCAUUCAUUUCAGGACGAUGACAGUGAUUGUGAGGAAACAUCGUUUAGCCCUGGCUUUUCUGGACAUCGAUCGUCAUAUAGAAAAGCAAUAAGAUCCGGACAACAGCAUAGCAAUGUUUGUACUGACAAACAAGUGUCCGAUACUAACUCUAAUAAACAGUCAGUUAUUGCGUGUAUUUCUAGGAAAUAUCAGUGGUAUUUUGUUGCCGAUGUUAUUGAUACCAUUACAUUUCUAUUCUAUAUAUUUACCAUGUUUCUCGCCAUAUUCUCUGUACUUGUUGUAACUCCUUUGUUUGCUUAAGACAUUUCUACCAUUAGUUUUAUAUAGGAAUAAUUUAUAUAUUUCAUAUUUUAAUUAAAAGAUAAAGAUAAACUUAUAAUUCUUUCUUAAAUCCUCUGAUGAAGGUCAAUGGUCAUUUACUUAUAAUAUCUGAAUGAAACAAUACAUAAAAAACUUUCCGGGAAAGCCAUUUACAAGUAAAAAGAUUAAAAAAUACUGCACAGCGGAUAUAUAUUAGAUAAAUUAAAGCGGGUAAUAGUUCAAGGGACACAAAUCUGAUUCAAAUAAAUACAUGUAAUUCGGUAGUUAUCUCCCUUCCUCUUUUUCAAAAGCUUAGCUGAGGAACUUAACUAGAAGUGUUGAGCGACGAAACUACAACUGUUGAACUGCGGGACUGAUUAAACUAGACAAUGUAUUCUAGUUUCAGUGAGACUAAAAAAAGUUAAAUCACGACACUAAAUACCGUAUUCCGAUAUAUAUAGACUAGGCGCUUGAAUGUAUAUGAUUUUAUUAUAUGCUUUUU
Ruditapes philippinarum (Manila clam) is the source of this 2507-nucleotide messenger RNA. Its product is annotated as neuronal acetylcholine receptor subunit alpha-10-like. Gene Ontology annotation, cellular component: synapse; postsynaptic membrane; neuron projection. Bases 242 to 2005 code for a protein of 587 amino acids. The transcript is spliced from 8 exons. Lineage: Eukaryota; Metazoa; Mollusca; Bivalvia; Venerida; Veneridae. Gene Ontology annotation, biological process: nervous system process; monoatomic ion transmembrane transport; regulation of membrane potential. The record is from RefSeq and is a predicted model, not a curated record. Gene Ontology annotation, molecular function: transmembrane signaling receptor activity; acetylcholine-gated monoatomic cation-selective channel activity.